Molecule: messenger RNA, 367 nt
Organism: Staurois parvus
Lineage: Eukaryota; Metazoa; Chordata; Amphibia; Anura; Ranidae
Source: the annotation of a GenBank genome assembly
GGUACAGUUACAAUCAGUUAUCACUGCCACAAUGUCAACUUCUACCUCUACGCAGCAGUUACUAGGGCUUCAUUCUUCUCAUAGCAGUAUAGACUCCGAUGGGAAUGCGGUACGACCUCAGCCUGCAUUAUUAAGGCUCCUUCACACAGCAGGAGCAAAAGGAGACACAUUUACCAUAAAACAGGUUAUGCAUUAUUUGGGACAGUACAUAGUGGUUAAACAGCUGUACGACAAGCAGCAGCAGCACAUUGUUCACUGUGGCACUGAUGAACUUGGAGAAUUAUUGGGCAUUACACACUUUUCAGUGAAGGACCCAAGUCCUUUGUAUGAAAUGUUGAAGAAGAACUUGCAUAGAGUGUCUCACACA